Chelonoidis abingdonii (Abingdon island giant tortoise) is the source of this 1243-nucleotide messenger RNA. The record is from RefSeq and is a predicted model, not a curated record. NCBI's taxonomy places the organism in Eukaryota, Metazoa, Chordata, Testudines, Testudinidae.
CUGGUGCUGGCGUUGGGAGGCUGCAGCGCUCGGUGCCCGAGCAGACUAAGACCCUCUCAGUCUCCUGCAGCUCGCAACUUCGCCCAGGGGCCGGUCCCGCUCCUGGGCACUGAUUAGCGGGGGGCGUGCUGCGGUCCCUGGGUUGGCUCUGCCCCCGGGAGGGAAUGUGGAAAUGGCCGGUGACAGGAGCCCUGGGGUCUUGAGCCGGCAGCGUUUCGGGUUCUUGCUGCUAGCUGCGGCGGCGGCUAGUGGGCUGUGCGGCGGGGUCUCUGCAGUCAAGUCUCCCAGCUGCCACGAAGUGAGGACGGCGUUUCAGAUCCGGCAGAUCGGUCCCCUCAAGCUGGUUCCCGAUGUGCCCACUGCCGAAUCGGAUUUGCAGAUCUGCCAGCACAGAGCACCAACCUGUUGCACUAAAAAGAUGGAAGAAAGCUACCAGACAGCUGUUCGGAGAGAGAGGACUCAGAACAUCCAGGCCUUGAACUUUGAACUGAAAUAUAUGAUAGUUGGUCAUAUCACAGCUUUUCAAGAGGCCUUUGAGUCAUUGCUUCGCUUUGCAGAGAAUCAUACAACCUCCCUGUUUGAGACGGCUUACAGAACCAUGGCAAAAGAAGCUGCAGAGCCUGUCAAAGAACUUUUUACAGACCUCUCUCUGUAUAUUUUGGGUGCUGAGACUACAGUGGAAAAUGCAGUUUUACGGUUCUUCGACAGUGUCUUUCCUUUGGUUUACAGUCGGCUAAUAAACCCUGGAAUUAUAGAUUUAUCAGAGGAAUAUACCGAGUGUCUACGACUAACAAGACAAGACAUAAAUCCCUUUGGACGUUAUUCUAAAGAAGUGGUUACAGAGCUGUCAAAAUCUCUUUGGGCAAGUAGGAUGCUAAACCAGGCCCUCAAUAUGGGCAUUGAAGUGAUAAACACAACUGAACAUGCCACUCUUACAAAGGAAUGUAGCAGAGCACUAGUGAAGAUGCAGUACUGUCCACAUUGCCAAGGACUGACACUAAUCAGACCUUGUGUGGGAUAUUGUCUAAACGUAAUGCGAGGCUGUUUGGCCAGUGUGUCAGAGCUGGAUACUCAAUGGAGGGAGUAUAUCUCCACACUGGAAUAUCUGACUAAUGAAAUGGCUGGGUCGCAUGAUCUGGAACUUGCACUUCUGGGAAUCAGGAAUUCAAUCAAUGAAGCCAUCCUGCAUGCACAAUUGAAUGGGCCGCAACUCUCUGCCACAGUUGACACAGUGUCAGUAUAG